This is a messenger RNA of Microtus oregoni (creeping vole), 781 nucleotides long. RefSeq names its product PDZK1 interacting protein 1 (gene Pdzk1ip1). The record is from RefSeq and is a predicted model, not a curated record. Bases 151 to 495 code for a protein of 114 amino acids. The transcript is spliced from 5 exons. Lineage: Eukaryota; Metazoa; Chordata; Mammalia; Rodentia; Cricetidae.
GUGUCACACCUUUCCCAGAGAGCCCAGCCCCACUGCCAGGAAAGAGCCUGACUGCUCCCCAGCUGAUCUCAUAGGAACACUCCAGACCUCCAGCAGCUCCCGGAGUACAAACACCAGCAGUGGACCAAGGCCCUACAGCUGCCUACAGCCAUGUUGGCCCUCAACCUGCUCAUACUGGGCCUGCUCUCCGCAGUGGCACCUGCCAGCUGUCAACAAGGUCUGGGGAACCUUCAGCCCUGGAUGCAGGGCCUUAUUGCUGUGGCCGUGUUCCUGGUCCUGGUUGCAAUCGCCUUUGCUGUCAACCACUUCUGGUGCCAGGAAGAGCCGGAGCCUGGGAACAUGGUCAUGAUUGUUGGAAGCAAGGCAGACGGGGUCCUGGUGGGAAUGGACGGCAGAUACUCUUCAAUGGCGUCUGGUUUUAGGUCCAGUGAGCACAAGAAUGCCUUCGAGAACAUUCUGGAGGAAGAGGGCAGGGUCCGCAGCACACCCAUGUGACAAGCUCCUCUAUGGCCCCAGUCCCCAGGCUAUGGGGCACACAGAGUUGAUGCCGGCACUUCACCCCAUCACUGCCCUGCAGGGAUCUAUUGAAACAAGCUGCCCCUCUCGGCUCUCGUGAGUCACAGCCAAACUGAGCACAGGAUGCACUGUGGCCCUGGGGUCUUCCACCCAAUUCUGAGGAGCCCUCACCUUUCAUCUCCCUCCUCCUGCAACUAUGGAAGUGGCCCUGAUGUCUACGAAAUAAAGACUUUUUAUACUUCUGGGGCAAAGACUCAGACCCAGC